AUGUUGUCUGUAGAAGGGUUUGACCUUAAUAUUGAACCAGCAGAUGUUAGUUUCGCGGAUGAUCCUAUUACUAUUUAUUUGAUCAAUGUGUCACAAGAUGAUCCUAUUGCUAUGUCUCAAGAUGAUCAUGUUAUCAUACCUCCAGCAAGUUCAGCAAUGCCUGCAGAGUCUGAUGGUUUGACAGUGCCAAUAGCUCAAACUGCUAUAGAUGGGAUAAUGGUUGAGUUGUAUGGUGCUAUUGAAAACUGUCCAUACACAGAAGGUGAUGCAAAAAAUUUGCGAGUUGAGUACCGUGCUGAGUAUCGAGGAAAGGACAUGAAAACAACCCUUGAUCACUUUGAGGAACUGAAGAAGGAAGAUCCUAAUUUCAUUUACAGUUAUACCCUUGAUGAAUUUGACAGGGUUGAGAAUCUAUUUUGGGUUGAUGGUGCAGCAAGGAAGUCAUAUGAGCUCUAUGGUAUUGACAGAAAUGGAAUAACUAUACAGCUUGGUUGUGGCUUCAUAAGGAAUGAAAAAACAGAAGCUUUUGUGUGGUGGCACAUCAUGGAGAAUGCUAGGAAAAGAUUGGGGGCUUUCUUAGAUGGUAAACCAGGCUUGGCUGAUUAUUUCAAUGAUUGUGUUGACAAUAGCUUCUCAAUUGUAGAGUUUGAAUUCAAAUGGCAAGCUAUGCUGGAUAAACAUGAUGAUGAAAGGUUCCAGCAUUUGUAUGAAAUGAGAAAUUGCUGGGUUCUGGCUUACUUCAUGAACAAUUUCUUCCCUUUUCUGCAAACAACAGCGCGGAGUGAAGGAUUCAAUGCUGUCCUAAAGCGAUAUGUGAACCCAAUAAAUUCAAUACUGAACUUUGUUCACCAGUACAAGAAAAUACAUAAUAGAAUAUUCAGCAAACAAACAAUGCAUGAGGCUAAUACAAUUGUCAAGGUUCUGCACUACUUGACUAGCCACCCCAUGGAAAGACAAAUGAAGAAAAUGUACACAAGGAAGUUGUUCAAUGUUUUUCAAGAUGAGCUACAGCUGAGUUCUAGUUACUAUAUUGUUCGAGUUGAAGGUGAUAACUUACUUGAUGUUGUUCCAUAUGGGCAUUGUCCCCAUCACUUGUAUGGGGAGAGAACAUUCAGGGUUUCGGCGAACAGUGUUGAUGGUUUGUAUAGCUAUGAUUGUUGCAAGUUUCAGAGGGACGGGGUUCUUUGUUGUCAUAUACUAAAGGUGUUUGAUGCACUUGAUGUCCGUGAGGUGCCAAGUCAUUACAUUUUGCCUAGGUGGUCUGCUGAAAGGGUGAAUGAUGGUGAGAAUGUGGAAGUUACUGGUGAGCCGCUGCAGGCCACACAAAUUUCAAACCUGGGAGGCAUGCUGUCCGUUACCAUACAAUUUGCACCAACUUUGCCCAGUUCGUACGACCUUUCAUGGUUGAGGAUGAAAGUCACAGCAUUGUUUUGA
Molecule: messenger RNA, 1434 nt
Organism: Panicum virgatum (switchgrass)
Lineage: Eukaryota; Viridiplantae; Streptophyta; Magnoliopsida; Poales; Poaceae
Product: protein FAR1-RELATED SEQUENCE 5-like
Exons: 4
Coding region: 1-1434 (477 amino acids)
Biological process (GO): regulation of DNA-templated transcription
Source: RefSeq, a predicted model, not a curated record